AUGCCGGGAGCCCUCGCGCACAUUAGCCUCUUGGCUGGGCUGCUCCUGCAAAGCUCUACAGUGUUCGGUGCAGACGUGAAGAGCACGAAUAUCAAGUUUCAUGAGGGCCUCCCGCGCGAGGAGAAAUGGAAGUCCAACGGCCACAUGGGCAUCACGCUGUGGAUGACCGGCCUUUCGGGCAGUGGCAAGAGCACGAUUAGCGUGGCUCUGGAGAGGGCCCUGGUGGAGAUGCAGCCCAAGAGCUACUUCGUGUACCGCUUGGAUGGCGACAACUUGCGGUUCGGGCUCAACAGGGAUCUGGGCUUCAGCCCUUCCGACCGGAAGGAGAAUGUCCGACGAGUCUCCGAGGUGUCCAGGCUCUUCGCGGAAGCCGGAGCCAUUGUGAUCGCGGGCCUGAUCUCGCCUUACGCUGCCGAUCGCGAAUAUGCACGCGAGGUCUUCGUAGAUGCGCCUCUGGCGGCCGUGGAGAGCCGGGAUCCGAAGGGCCUCUACAAGAAGGCCCGGGAGGGCAAGAUCAAGGGCUUCACCGGCAUCGACACCGUGGACCAGAUCAUCAAAAACACGUUCGUGCAAUUUCCAUACGCUGGCAGGCCUGCGAACCCAGAGGUGCACGUACGAACUGAUCAGCUGACUGUACGUUCGCAAACUUUCAUGGGUAGCAACGAGGCUGACAUUGUCCGGCUCGACGAGUUCGGCAUCCAUUUGCAGCAGACCUUCAGGCAGCUGGAUGAGUCGACGGGUGAGUGCGCGGCCGUGCAGGAGAAGUCCAAUGCACUCAAGGCGCAAGCUCUCGAGGAGCAACGUCGUGAAGCGCGCUCACGGAAGGAGCUGCAGCACCAUCUCGUCCUACAGCGCCAGCGAUGCGAGGCGAGUGAGAGCGCUACGGAGGUGGCAGCCCAGGCCAAGAUUUCCAGCUCGGAGCAGAAGAAGGCACGGCUUCUGAGCGAGGCCGCGCACGACGCUCGGCUGGAGCUGGCCCGGGCCAGAGCAGGUGUGGGUUCAGCGCGAACCCAUGCCAGAAGUGAGAUCGCACAGCUGCGAAGCAGUUUGGCAGCAGCGCAGCGUCAGCUUCAAGAGACCAGCCGGGAGAGUGCACAAUUGCAGCGAGAGGAGGAGUGGCUGGCAGACCAGCACAACAGCUUGCGGGCCGUUGAAGGCGACCUCCGCUUGGAGGAGUUGGAGCUGCAAGGAGCGCGGUUACCUAAGCUGGAGGCCGAUGUGGAGCGCCGGCGCUCCACCCGUGAACAGCUUGGGCAUCAGUGUUUACAGGUCCGCGCCGCGCAAGAGACGGAGCUUCGAAUCAUCCGCGAGGAGCUGAGGGCAGCACAGGUGGCCCGGGCCGAGGAGCUUCUCUCAGCUGCCGGCACCACCCUGGGUAAAGUCGCUUCGGCGAAGGCAGCAUCUCCAGUACCUGCCGUGGGAAUCGGAGGCGCCGGCUAUCCUGGCAAGCAGGAGGAGGCUGACCGAAGCCUACUGCAUGUGGAGUUCGCUUUAAAUAGGCUGAUGGCGGAGCUGGUCGUGUAUGGCCGUGAAACCUGCGGCCUCUGCUCCAAAUUCAAGAAGGAGUGCGAUGCGAAAGACCUGAAGUACAGAUGGAGCGACAUCACUGUGAAUGAAAACAAGGAAAAUGUGAUUUCUUGCUUUUUCCUUGGUGGCACCUUUGGGCUUCCGCUGGUCGACGUUUACGGGGAUAUGCAGCAAAGGCCAACUGUCGACGUUGUCUUGGCGGCCAAGAAAGCAUUGCCAAGCGAUUCCGAAGUGGACAAGAUCAAGAAGCAGUUCAAGGAGCUUGAUGUGAACAAGGACGGCACUCUCAGCUUCGAGGAGAUGAAGAAGAUGAUGGUGACGCUGAGCCCAAAGCUCUCUGAGGUUCAACUACAGUCGCUCGGCCCGAUGGACCGGAAGCUCUUCUGCGCGGCGGAUGUAGACCAGAGUGGCACGGUGGAACUGGAUGAGUUCAUCGACUUUGUCCUCAAAGGAAAGCAAGUCGUGGCAAAGAUCGUCCAGGAGGGACCUUGCUUAAUGUAG
Messenger RNA from Symbiodinium sp. CCMP2592, 2028 nucleotides. Lineage: Eukaryota; Dinophyceae; Suessiales; Symbiodiniaceae. The record is from the annotation of a GenBank genome assembly.